Wyeomyia smithii (pitcher-plant mosquito) is the source of this 676-nucleotide messenger RNA. RefSeq names its product 60S ribosomal protein L12 (gene RpL12). Gene Ontology annotation, cellular component: cytosolic large ribosomal subunit; ribosome. The transcript is spliced from 3 exons. Bases 126 to 623 code for a protein of 165 amino acids. Lineage: Eukaryota; Metazoa; Arthropoda; Insecta; Diptera; Culicidae. Gene Ontology annotation, molecular function: large ribosomal subunit rRNA binding; structural constituent of ribosome. The record is from RefSeq and is a predicted model, not a curated record. Gene Ontology annotation, biological process: translation.
CAUAUAACUUACUGUCAAAUAAGCUAAUUCUGUUUUCUCUCUUUCCGGCUUCAGGCCAUCGUGUGAACACACUUUUAUUGUUUCAGUUGAAGUUUUUAUCACUAUUUGUUGCUAAAACUUCAACAAUGCCGCCAAAGUUUGACCCCAACGAAAUCAAACACGUUUAUUUAAGAUGUGUCGGUGGAGAAGUUGGUGCAACCUCGUCUCUGGCUCCUAAGAUUGGUCCUUUGGGAUUGUCCCCAAAAAAGAUUGGUGAUGAUAUUGCAAAGGCAACAGGAGACUGGAAAGGAUUAAAGAUUACUGUAUGCCUGACCAUCCAAAAUCGACAAGCACAAAUCUCCGUUGUUCCCUCUGCUGCUUCGUUGAUCGUUAAGGCACUGAAAGAACCACCUCGCGACAGGAAAAAAGUCAAAAAUAUCAAACAUAACGGAAACAUUACGUUUGAUGAAGUAAUCAGUAUCGCACGAGUAAUGCGACCACGUUCAAUGGCUCGCGAACUCUCAGGCACUUGUAAGGAAGUCCUUGGAACUGCACACAGUGUUGGCUGUACGAUUGACGGUCGCGCACCACAUGACGUUAUCGACGACAUUAACAGUGGAGCGGUUGAGUGUCCUGCUGAUUAGAUCUUUUGUCACGCGAAUGUACGAAAAACGAUCCAAUAAAAAUAUGUAAUUGA